This is a messenger RNA of Zasmidium cellare ATCC 36951, 1839 nucleotides long. RefSeq lists its product as uncharacterized. The coding region runs from base 1 to 1839 and encodes 612 amino acids. The transcript is spliced from 5 exons. Lineage: Eukaryota; Fungi; Ascomycota; Dothideomycetes; Mycosphaerellales; Mycosphaerellaceae. Gene Ontology annotation, molecular function: serine-type carboxypeptidase activity. Gene Ontology annotation, cellular component: fungal-type vacuole. The record is from RefSeq and is a predicted model, not a curated record. Gene Ontology annotation, biological process: proteolysis.
AUGUUUUCCACUGCAUUUCUUCUAUCAGCAGGGCUGCUGCUUGCCUCAUUACCUUCCGUUGCCAAUGCUUCUUUGAGCUCUCACUUCCACAGGGAUGCACCAUGGAACAAUCGGCUGGCGAAACGGACAUACUACCCUGCUCCAGCGACCGAUUACUACACCAUCAAGACGCCGACCAAUGUCACGAUCCGAUACAAAACUCCUGGCGAGGACGGUGUCUGUGAAACAACUCCAGGCGUGGGCAGUUACUCUGGAUAUGUGGAUCUGAGCGAGGAUGUCCACAUUUUCUUCUGGUUCUUUGAAUCACGCCGUGACCCAGCACGGGAUGACUUCACUCUGUGGUUGAAUGGCGGGCCUGGUAGCGACAGUCUUAUUGGUCUUUUCGAAGAACUUGGCCCAUGCCGGAUUAAUGAGAACCUGACGACAGUCAUAAACCCAUACUCGUGGAAUAACGUCUCCAACAUGCUCUUCCUGAGCCAGCCCGUGGGAGUCAGCUUUUCGUACCAAGCGAUAACCAACGGCAGCCUUGGCAACUCUACCGGAGGCUUCCUCAAUUCUUCGCAGGCUGACCAAACAGGCACGUGGAGCACGUUAGUGCCAGAUAAUGAAGGCGAAAUCGAUACCACAGAUCUUGCGGCCAUUGCAGCUUGGGAGGCGCUUCAAGGAUUCCUCGAGGCUCUCCCACAGCUUCACGCCAACCGGGCCUGGCAACCACGCAAAUUCAAUCUCUGGACUGAGUCGUACGGUGGACACUACGGACCGGCUUUCUUCGACUACUUCUAUAAGCAAAACGAGAAGAUCCAAAACGGAUCCAUGCCGGGCUACGCAAUGGAGUUCAACAGUCUGGGCCUCAUCAACGCCAUCAUCUCCGAAACCGUCCAAGCAGAACACUACCCCGAGUUCGCCGUCAACAACACCUACGGCAUCAAAGCCUACAACGACACCGUCUACAGCUACGCCAAAUUCGCCACCCACAUGGUCGGCGGCUGCCUUUCUCAAAUACAAUCGUGCAUCCGCGCCGCCCAGGACAUCAAAGGGGGUUACGUCAAGGGCAAGAUCACUCCUGUCGCCACUGGAUUUCAAGCCAUUGCAGCCGUUUGUGCCGAGGCCGCCAACAUGUGCAGAGACAAUGUCGAGAGCAUGUAUUACAAUUAUGGAGAUCGAGGGACGUACGAUAUCCGCCAUCCCAGCAAUGAUCCGACUCCACCAUCAUACUAUGAAGACUACCUCAACCAAGCCCACAUCCAGAAGGCUCUGGGCGUCAGUGUCAAUUACACAGGAAGUAACAGCGACAUCUACUAUUUAUUCCAGCAGACCGGUGACUUCAUCUAUCCCAACUUCAUCCAAGACUUGCAGGACAUCAUCGCGAGUGGUGUGAGAGUGGCAUUGGCGUACGGUGAUGCUGAUUACAUCUGCAACUGGUUCGGCGGCCAAGCCGUCUCUCUCGCCCUCAACCACACCCACAAAGCCGAAUUCCUCGCCGCAGGAUACGAACCAAUGCUAUACAACGGAACAGAAUACGGCGAAACCCGCGAACGCGGCAACCUCUCCUUCACCCGCAUCUACGAAUCCGGCCAUGAAGUUCCCUACUACCAGCCUCAAGCCGCACUGGCACACUUCCAGCGGGUGAUCGAAGGGCUGGAUAUCCCAGAAGGAAAGGAGAGAGUUACGGCGAACUUGACGAGUAAUGGGCCGCUGAACGCGACGCAUACGAAUGCGUACGUGAGCUUGCCGCCGACGGAGUCGAGUAAGCUGGCGAGUUGGAGUAGCAGUAUCGUGGCGAGCUAUGAUGCGCUGGAUGUGUUGCCGCCGCCGACAGAGACGCCGACGCCUGCAUGA